AUGGAAAAUUGUCUCAAAUGUGAAGACAAUAAAUGGCCAAAUCAGGAGAAAACCUUGUGUAUUGAGAAGCAAAUUGAAUUUCUUUCUUAUUCUGAUGAUCCCUUAACUCUCAUCUUUAUUAUCAUCUCUAUGAUGCUUUUUAUAAUUGCAGCAGUUAUACUGGGAAUUUUUAUUUCAUUCCGAGACACCCCAGUAGUGAGAGCCAAUAAUCACACUCUGAGCUUUAUUCUCCUUGUCUCCAUCAAGCUGAGCUUCCUCUCUGUGUUUCUGUUCCUUGGUCGCCCUGUGAAUAUAACCUGCAUGCUCCGGCAAACCUCCUUUGGGAUCACCUUCUCCAUAGCUGUGUCUUGUGUCUUGGCCAAGACCCUAAUGGUUUGCAUUGCAUUUAAAGCCACCAAGCCUGGGAGUCGCUGGCAAAAAUGGGUUGGGGUAAAACUGGCAGACUGGCUUGUUUUUAUUUGCUCAUUAAUUCAGUUUCUGAUUAGUGUUAUCUGGUUGGUCAUUGCACCCCCUUAUGUGGAGCACAACACACAUUCUGAACCUGGAAAAAUAAUCAUUCAGUGCAAUGAGGGCUCAGCCAUUGGCUUCUAUAUUGUCCUCUCCUACAUGGGACUGUUGGCAUCUGUGAGCUUCAUUGUAGCUUUCUUGGCUCGGAGCUUACCGGACAGUUUUAAUGAGGCCAAGUACAUCACUUUCAGCAUGCUG
This is a messenger RNA of Xenopus tropicalis (tropical clawed frog), 705 nucleotides long. Its product is annotated as vomeronasal type-2 receptor 26. Gene Ontology annotation, molecular function: G protein-coupled receptor activity. Gene Ontology annotation, biological process: G protein-coupled receptor signaling pathway. NCBI's taxonomy places the organism in Eukaryota, Metazoa, Chordata, Amphibia, Anura, Pipidae. The transcript has a single exon. Gene Ontology annotation, cellular component: plasma membrane; membrane. The annotation marks the transcript as partial. The record is from RefSeq and is a predicted model, not a curated record.